CCGGCCCCCCGCCAGCGCCCUCCUACCCUUCACCCUUCUAUCCCACCUCCCCGCCGAGGGGAGAGCUCACGCGGACCAUCUGUCCCCAGGGGCCAUCUCUGAUCCCGGAGAGCCGCGCCGCCUCCCUUCACGCCCAGCUUCAGCCCAUGGCCCGGUCCGCGAUCGUUCCAUGACGACGCUGCCCGGUCCCAAUGUCCCGGCCGGUCGGCGCGAUCUCCACCCCCGGCGACGACACGCGCCGCAGCCGGCCGCGGUAGCCCCGGCAGCCACGGCGUCUGCCGAUGAUCCCACCCCCAAGGGGCGUCCCGGCCCAGGGACGAGGCAAUCGGCCAUGGCUUCUCCGGCCGCGACAGCCCCUUCCGAGGCCGGCCCGCCGCCGCCAGCCUCGGAUCCUGCUGCCAGCGUGCCAGCUUCCGGCCUCCCCCCCUCGUAUGAGGAUUUCCUCGGCUCAUCUGGGCGCUGGGCAUUCGAUGGCACGGAUGCCGGCACCCGCAUUGUCCUGCCCUUCCCGCACUUGACGCCGGAGCAGCCGCGCCGAGUCCCGGAGGAGGUCCCCUCGAGCGCCCCGUUCCCGAGCCCCGGGCCCACCAACGCCCUCGAGGGCGAGUCUUUCUGGCUCGGUGAUCCGCACCCCAUCUCGCCGGCCUCUCGACUGAAGGCCGCCCGGCAGCUGUUCUCCUUUUGCUGGGGCCACACCAGCCGGUUCUUUGCUCGGACCUUUUCUUCCUCCUUCCCCGUGGUCUCGCCUGGUGGCCCCCCGGAUCCCGAGGAUCCCGGUCUGGUUGAGGAGGGACCCACGCCCGUCGGCCCCCCCCGGCCCAUGGGUCCGCCGACACUCGUGCCCAGUGGUCCCCCUCGGCGGCGGCUCCCCCUGCGCGGGGGCGCCCGGCCCUCGCCGAUGCCCGGGGCCUUACGGCGACCGGGGCGACCUCCUUCGGCCACCGGGCAUUCGGCUUCGGCCGGGGCCGGUGGCUUUCCCCCAUCCUUCCCCCCGCCCCCUGGGGCAUCGAGGCCGGUGCACCGCGCCAUGGUGCAGGCCCGGGCGCUGGCUGCCUUGACAACCGACGCUCUUCGGCUGCUCCUCUACGUGGUUCACUGCAUCAGCCUGCCGGCCGUGUUGUCGGCCUUCCUCUUCCUGCUGCAGCUCCUGUGCGGUGGUCUCCCUCUGCUGGACUGGAUGGCUUCCAUUGCUUGGGCCUUGGCAGCGGUCUUCACCAUGUCCCUGCCACUGGCUCUCCCCGAGCGUCUCCAGCACCUGGUUGGAAAUUCCAACGCCCGAGCCAACCUCCUGCUCACCUGUCUGACAAUCUUCCUCCUGUGGGCCGUGUUGCCCUCCAUUGUCAGCCCCCCUCUGGCAUCCUGUCUGGCCGCCUUCACCGUGCGCUUUGCUUCAACUUCCAAGUUGCUGGACCGGCGUCUGCGGUCAACCGCCCUGCCAGCCUCGGCGCUCCUCCCCAACCGGCGCCCCCUGCCUCUGAUCCACCUGGUGAGCACUGUUGUACUUUUAUUCCUGGCCUUCGUGUCGACCUUCUCCUUCUUCCCGGUGGCCACAUCGGUCAACCACGCCCCAGGAGCUGGUAUCCUGGCUGGUAUCCACACGCCAUUUGACCCGGCCGCCGCCGCCGCCGCCGCCACUCUUGUUCAGGGACCAUCUAUGGCCCUGCGCCUGGCCAGCCUCCUGGCGCCGGCGCCCUUCUCUUCCAUCGUGGUGAGCUCGGUGGAUGUGGCUCCAGACUGCCCCUCGAGCGUUGGAGGGCCGAAUGCCUCGCGACCCGCGGCUCCCCCGGUCCCUUCGCCCAUCUUCGUCUCGACUCCCCUGCUGACGACCACCCUCCCGCGGAUGAUCCUGUCCCGAUGGGGCGCCGGCCCCGGGGGCGAGCACCACCUGAUGCAGCAUGCCCAUUCGCACGGCCCGCCCUUCUUGGCGGACCCCAUCCUCCGGGUAUCGGACUUUGUGGCCUACUUUGCAGCCUCCUGCGCCCUGGGCCGAGUGGCCCUCUGGCUGUUGAAUCGCCUCCUGCCCGGGGUGUGUGCGGUUCCGUUGCGCGCACCAACCGACCGAUUCUCCGAGUUGACAUCGGCCGUGCGGCGGGAGUUGUCCUGGUCGGCGGUCGGGGCCGCCACCCCGGCACCAGCUCGCCGGCCGGCUGGCAUCCUGCUGCUGCUGCGAACGUGUGGCACGGGGUCUGGAUCCCCAACCGUGUGGGCGGUCUCCCCCCGGGCAUGGGCCACAUCCAUGUCGUGGUUCUUCUCGCUUGGGAGCUUCCUCCGGGCGGCUCGUUCUGGCACUCGGCUCUUGGCGACCGAUGUCCUGCGCUGGGUGCUGCUGGAUGGGUCGUAUUUGGGGGUGUUUGCUCGGCCCCCGGGUGCCCUGGUGACGGGCUUGGAUUCGAGCCCAGCGCCCGCGGCCGGUCCGGGGCUGGAGCUCCUGCGAGCGCUCUGCCUUCGACCGGUGUAUGGGCUGGUCAUUGCCCUUUUGCGGCCCCUGGCGACGCCCCAUCGGUCGGCUGCCUGUCCGGCCGGGUGUCACCAGGCGGCCUCCUUGACCGGGACCAAGGACCACACUGCCGCUGGGCCAGGCGGCAGCCUGACUGCCAGCCCAGCUGGCUUUAUCCCGCGCCUGGGCCCGACCGACACGAUGGCCUCGGUCCCGAGCCCCUGUGUGUCUACCGCCGGGCGCAUUACGAGCCCGCGCAUUGUGCUGCACUCACUGCGCGGUGACACGGCCCGACUGUUCGUCAUCCUCCCUGCCCCGCGUAAGAGCCGGCCAGCCCCCGCUUACACGGUGAAGCUGAAUGGCGAGGCAAUCUUCCGACUGCCCUCGCGCAUCGACAUGCUGACCCCUGGGCGGCUGUCGGUGUGUCUGUGUUGUCGGCGCUCCUCAUCACGCUGCCAGCCGGCCGGCGGACGGGCCUGCUCGUGCAGCUUUCAAAUUUCGCUGGCCUCGCUUUUCUCCUGCUGUGCACCCUGCUUUCACAGCUCGCUCGAUGUGUCCUUCACAUCGCUCUCAUCCUCCCUGCAGGUGGCGUAUGACCCGCAUGCCGCGGGGGAUGAUGAUCCGGCCGGUCGUCAGCCAACUGCUGCCGAUAGCUGGGCCAUCCCCUCCCCCUGGGCGAGUGACGACCAGGCGGCCGGGCCUCCGACCUGUUCGGGAGCCUCGUCCUCGACGGGCAGCGUCCUGGGGCGCUUGCUUGGCCGCCGGCCCACCAGGCCGCUCCUGUCCCCGGCGCACCUGGCCACCGCGUGUUACUGGUGCUUGUGCGGGGCCGAGUCUCCCUGUGGCCAGGGCGGCUUUUACCGCGUGGCGGUCCUGCACCUGCGUGGCUUCGACCCAGCGGCGCAUCAGACCGUCCAGGUGCACGAGGAGCCGGCGUUACUGCCCAAGGCCGCCGGGUGCGAGGCUGCCAUCCCGGAGGGGGUGCUCGGGCGACUGUUGCACCCGGUGCCCCGCCGAACGGGCCUCCUUCGGCGCAUCAGCCGAGUGUACCUCUUGUCGAUGGUCCAGACGGCCAGCUGGCUGGGCCGGGCCCUUUUGGCGUGUGCCGUGUUGGCUCUUUCCUCAGCUCUCUUCUUCCUGUCUUAUGUGCUGGAGUUGUACAUUUCCGCCGAUCCGCCCAGCGGCCCGGAGCCAAGUAACCCGAUGGCUUCGGCCGCCGGGGCACCGAGCCCGUCCGCGGCCGCCGCCUUGACCGACGUGACCGGCAGCCCCGGCUCGGCUGCGGGCGAUCACCCGGCAGUUGGCUCGACCCCACCGGCGGCACCCACCGUGUCCGAUUCCAACUCCCCACACCCCGGUGGUCUUGGACCUGCAUCGGUUACCUUCCUUGGGGAGUCGGGGGCACUGGUGCGCUCGCCGGUCCCUGGGGCCGGCCACGCGGCGGGUUGCCAAUGUUGCCAGGUGCCCCUGGCCAUGAUGGGCCCUUCGUAUGUGCCCCUCCCAGGUCAGCCGCUGGUGGCCGGUGAUUCCCAGACCCCCAUCGCGGCUUCCGGUCCCGUGUCCGGGGACAUGUCCUCGCCCUUUUCCUAUUCCCCCGGGCCGGGCAAUGUUCCGGCGCCGGGCUCGGCCACCAUCGAGAUGGCAUCCCCCGGCGAUGGGUCCAUGCCGGCCUCCCUCGUCGAGGGGCCGGCGCUGGAUGUGGCCGGCAGUUUGGCCUUCGACCAUGUCUUCGAUCAGCUGCCGGCCGAUGUGGCGUCGCAUGCCGCGGUGCUUGCCUUGAGGGAGGAGCUCUUCGCGCUGCAUGCCGCGCGCGCCAACAUCGAGGCCGAGUUGGAGAGCGCCCAGGCCCGGCACCAUGACGAGACCCAACAAUUGGAGGCAGCCCAGAGUCUGGCCGAUGCGCAGCUGUCGCAAUUGUACGCGGAGUUCCCGCGACCCAAGCGCAAGGCCCGCCUGCGGGCUCUGCGCGAAAAGCGAAGUCGCCUGGAUCUGGCCCGACAGAGGUAUGAAACCGAGGAGCGGCAGAUCCUCGCGGAAUUCCGACAGCUGGAGCAGCGGCUGGAGACCGUGCAGCAGGGCGCCAUCGAGCUGGCGGCCUUCUGGCGGCAGGCCGAGCGUCUGGCCAACCAGGCUCCCGGUCUGGCGGCGGCUUUGCGUUUGCCAACUCCCCCGACCGAUGUCGGUCCUGGCCUCGAGUUGGCGGCAGGGAGUGGCGAUUCCCCACCGCCCGGCCCGCCGGCAGCCGUGGCGGUGUCGCAUCUGCCUGUGUCACUGACUCGCGGAUCGUUGAAUGGGAUCCAGCGUCUCGUGGCGCAGGAGCGUGAAAUGGCCGCCGCGGUGGCCGAAUCGGCCGCCUUGCGCACCGAGGCCCAAUCUCUGGAGGUCGCCACCCGGCAGGGGCGCAAGAGACUGCACCAGCAGCAGGAUGCCCUGGCGGGCUUGCGAGCCAUGUUGAAGACGGACCUGGCUCUGCAGCAGCAAUUGGCCACCCUCGGCGAUCUGUAUGCCGAGCAGCUGGCACGAGAGGCGAGCUCCUCCCCGGAGGCGCCGUUCGCCGCCGGGUCGAGCGCCGGUGAGGGGGCUGUGCCCCCUCCUGCGACUGGGCCGCCGGGCCCGCGACCGGGUGUCUCGCCGCCAACCACGGAUGACGAUGGGGCCGGUGUGCCUGUGACCUCCCUGCCGGAUUCCCUUCCCCCAUCGCCUCCAUCGCCAGAGGCGCCGGUGGCCCAGGCUGGCGGCUUGCCGAUUCUGGCCGCCCUAUCGCGUUCGGUGUCAUUGCAACCGCCAGCUGACCGGCCCUUGACACCGUGUGUGUUCGGUGGCCUGGAGCCUGCCGGUGGCCCGGUUGUGUUGGUGUCCUCUCCCUCGCCGCCGGCCUCGGCAGCCGGCGGGUUCUUCCCCCCCGAUGGCCCGUCAGCUGGCAGCCGCGCCGACCUGGCUCCAGGUCUUGUCUUCUGGGAGGAGGACAUGGCAGAUGGCUCGCGGGUGGGCGAAUCGACCGGGGUCGGCCUCCUGGGAGUGCGGCGCCCUGGUGCUGGUGCCGGUGCGGCUGCUGUGGCGGCCGUGGCCGCGGCCACCGGCGGGGCUGCCGGCGGUGGCGGCCUCUCUCUGCCGCGGAGCGUGUCGGUCAAUGACUUCCGGUCGCAGCAGCACCGGCCCCGGAGUGCCACCUGGUCGCCGCUGUCCUCGAGACUGGCACCCAGCGGCCUGGCCACCAGUGGUGCCAGCCCGGAUGCGGCCCCUGCGCCGGGAAGUGCGCGAGCCAGCCCGGCCCCCGGGGGCGGGCUCUUCCUGCCGUUGGUAGAUCCCGAGGACUCGGGGGCCGGCCUGUCGUUGGGGCGCGGGCCCCUCCCAUCGAGCGCUGGCGGCUUCCACCAUGGGCACCCCCACCCGCACCAUCAUGUGCACCACCAUCCGGGCGGUCCCGCGCCGCGGUUCUUGGCCACAUUGUCGGAUACGCAUCACUCCGCCGGAACGCUUGGAAAUGGCUCGGCACUUGGAAAUGGCUCGGCACUUGGAAAUGGCUCGGCACUUGGAAAUGGCUCGACCUCGGCUGCGGCUGCGGCUGCGGCAGCCGCGGCAGCCGCUGCUGCCGCCGCCGCCGCUGCCGCCACCGCCGCCGCUGCCAGCCCCAUUGGUUCCCCUGCCGCGGAUGUUCUAUUUGGCCCGCCCUUCCGGUCUUCACCGCUGCAACAGGCACCUUUCUCUGUGGCUGCCCUGCCCCUGGGGGACCUGGGCCGGCAUGCGGCAGACCUUGGCGCCCCCCUGUCACCGGUCACCUGGGCCCCGGCAGCCUGGUCGAUGGCCAACUCCCCCGUCGCUCCGUCCUUCUUGCCGGCACAUGGGCAGAUGGCUUCGGCACCGGGGCGGCUGAUUCGGCCUCCCCCAGCGGGUCCCCCCUGUCCCGAGGGACCCGCCUGCCCGGCAUGCAAUCAGCAUGGGUCCACGACUCUCGCCCCCGACGUGGCGGUGCCGGACUUCAUCCGCUCUGAUUCAACCGGCGGGUCCCCCGUCGGGUCGCCGAUCGGCUCGGGCGCCAUGUCGCCGAGCCACCCGGCGCCCCCGCGCCCGGAGUUGGGUCUCAUCUCCGAGGAUCUGGUCCUCUUCCCGUACCCCCUGCUCUCGCACCAGCAGCCUACCGCCUCGCUUUCCGGGAGCAUGGUAGUCGGUGGGAGCCGGCACUCUCCGGGCCUACCGGCCGUCCUUGGCUCCCCCUCGGGAGUGGGCAGCUCGCCGGGCACGGUUCCGGCACCAACCGCAGCGGCCACUGCAGCGGCGGCGGCGGCAGCGGCGGCGGCCGCCGCGGCCGCCGCGGCCGCGGCCACCGCCUCUUCUCCCUCCCCAGGGCCAGGUAUUGGGGAUGUUGACUCGUCGACUGUCAGCAGUGGCCCGCAUUCGCCAGCCGACGGGACGGGUCAUUCGUCCACUCUGGCAGCUGGACGAGCACUGCUAUCCCCACUCGACCGGAUUCUUGGGGGCGGUCUGUCUCCGCGGAACUUUGGCCUGUUCUUCUCGGAGCAUCCUUCCCUGCUGGGCAGCACCGGUGGCGGCGGGGGGCUGGGGGGCGGCACAUGUGGCCCUCCUCCUGCGGCCGAUGUUCGGCCAACUUAACCUGUACUUUUAGAUUUACUUCCCCGUUGUUUCUCCGUCUCUCCCCCCUUUGCUCUCCCGAUCACACUGGGUCCCUUCUUCUUCUUCUUCUUCUU
Fonticula alba is the source of this 7143-nucleotide messenger RNA. RefSeq lists its product as hypothetical. Lineage: Eukaryota; Rotosphaerida; Fonticulaceae. The record is from RefSeq and is a predicted model, not a curated record. Bases 170 to 7048 code for a protein of 2292 amino acids. The transcript has 9 exons.